GAAAUGUUGAAUAGAAAGCCUAUACUAUUCUCAGUUCUUCUUUUCCUGUUCUCUCUCCCUCUCUCUCUCUCUCUCUCUCUCUCUCGUUAAGGCGUUGUUGUUUCUCGCUGCACGAAAUAGAAACAAGGAAACAAAUACAGAUGAUAUAGAGCGCGCGCAUUUACGCUCCGGAUUCCACUUACCGUUUUGGAUCGUUCUCAAGCUCAACAAUUUGUCUCUUUUUCUUCCUUCGACUUAUUUUGAGCUAAAAAUGUGAUGUGUGUGAUACGUUAACUUUUUUCUUGCACAGCUGCACUUUACAGGGGAUGAAUUUUCUGCACUUCAUGUUAUUGGAGCACUAAGUUUACUUGAGAGUAGAGUAUUUAUUAUUUUGGAAUAUUUGACAUAAAAGGCUGGGGAAUUUUUUAGCAUUGUUUUUAUGGCUUCAAGAGUGAUUUUGCAAAGGAAAAGGAGCCUCUUGUUCAAUCCUGUGAAUCAACAUGCUCGCUUUAUUCUUGGAUUCUCAAGCCUUGGGCAUGGUCAAGCAUUUGAGUCCAGUGAUUGCGAAGGUUUGAGUCAGUCUCCCUGCUGUUCCCCGGCAACUACCGGACACAAUAAACUGGGAAGAAGCUCAUCUCCUGCCCAAAAGAAUGAUUUAGCAGCUCUAGCAGCAUCAAGAAUUUUCUUGCAUAAUUACUUUAGGAUUUCAAAUAGUGGAUUUAGAAUUGAGAUUUCUCCAUCAAGAUCCAAGUGGUCAUUCCAACAUGUGCAUUACAUUUCCACGGCUUCAACUCAUCAAUCUGGAUUGGCUAGCAGUAAUGGGGGAAAUGAACAAUCAGAUGCUAAACAGAAAAAGGAAGCUUCACCAGAGGAAUGUGAUGAAGCUGUUCAAGACUUGAGUACUAUAAAAGCUAAAGCCAAGGCUAAAAAGUUGGAAGAAUCAGAUAAGAAUGCCGAAUCUAUUAUUAAGAGCUUAUGGGCUAAGAUUCUAGGAAUUGGUCCAGCUAUCAAAGCUAUUAUGUCAAUGAGCAGGGAUGACUGGGCCAAAAAGCUUCGCCACUGGAAGGAUGAGUUUAUAUCUACAAUGAAACACUACUGGUUUGGUACAAAACUACUUUGGGCAGAUAUUAGGAUAAGCUCCAGACUAUUGUUGAAACUUGCUGGUGGAAAAAGUCUUUCUAGAAGGGAAAGGCAGCAACUCACACGGACAACAGCUGAUAUUUUCAGGCUAGUCCCCGUUGCUGUAUUUAUCAUAGUUCCAUUCAUGGAGUUAUUGUUGCCUGUAUUCCUGAAACUAUUCCCCAACAUGCUUCCAUCCACUUUCCAGGACAAGUUGAAAGAAGAGGAGGCAUUGAAGAGAAGGCUAAAUGCAAGAAUUGAAUAUGCCAAGUUUCUUCAAGAUACCGUAAAAGAAAUGGCGAAGGAGGUUCAACAUUCACGAAGUGGAGAUAUAAAGAAGACAGCAGAAGAUCUUGAUGGGUUUAUGAACAAGGUUAGGACAGGUGCCCGAGUUUCAAAUGAUGAAAUUUUAGGGUUUGCCAAAUUAUUUAAUGAUGAGCUUACCUUGGAUAACAUUAGCAGGCCCCGCUUGGUAAACAUGUGUAAAUAUAUGGGAAUCAGCCCAUAUGGCACUGAUGCAUAUUUGCGUUUCAUGCUCCGCAAAAGAUUACAGGAGAUCAAGAAUGAUGAUAAAUUGAUUCAAGAAGAAGGUGUGGAGUCUCUUUCAGAAGCAGAGCUUCGUCAAGCUUGUAGAGAUCGAGGAUUACUUGGAUUACUUUCAGUGGAGGAAAUGCGACAACAGCUUAGGGAUUGGCUGGAUUUGUCUCUCAACCAUUCUGUGCCAUCUUCCCUCUUAAUUCUUUCUAGGUAUUUUAAUAUUUAUACGUUAACUUGUUAUCUAUUUGAGGAUUUUCAUUCUGUAAAGGUAUGCCUCACUCACACCCUCUGUAGAGCAUUUUCUGUUUCAGGAAAGGUGGGGCCAGAGGAAGCUGUUCAAGCUACACUGUCUUCUCUGCCAGACGAGGUUGUAGAUACGGUUGGGGCAACAAGUUUGCCUUCUGAAGAUUCUGUUUCAGAAAGGAAGAGGAAGUUGGAAUUUUUAGAAAUGCAAGAGGAGCUAAUCAAGGAGGAGGAAGAGAAAGAAGUGGAACAAGCCAAAGUGACAGAAUCCGUUGGUAGCAAAAGGGAUUUACCAUUGGAAGAGAUGGCUUCUUCAAAAUCUAAACAAGCACAAGAAGAAGUAAAAGCAAAGGUACUGGACAAGCAGGAGCAACUUUGUGAGCUCAGCCGUGCAUUAGCUGUUUUUGCAUCAGCAUCUUCAGUUAGCAGAGAACGUGAAGAAUUCGUGAGGCUUGUCAAAAAGGAGGUAGAUCUGUAUAAUAGCAUGGUAGGGAAAGAGGGUACUGAUGCUGAGCAAGAAGCUAGGAAAGCCUAUCAAGCUGCAAGGAAGGACAGCGAUCGUGCUAUGGGGAUAGCUUUGGAAGACAAGGUUUCUUCAGCACUUGCUGACAGGGUUGAUAAUAUGCUCCAGACACUUGAAAAAGAAAUUGAUGAUGUUGAUGCUAAAAUUGGAGACCGCUGGCGGUUGCUAGACAGGGAUGCUGAUGGGAAAGUAACGCCUGAGGAAGUUGUAGCUGCAGCUAUCUAUCUGAAGGACACGCUGGGUAAAGAAGCAGUUCAUGAACUUAUCAGCAACCUUUCCAAAGAUAGUGAUGGCAAAAUUUUGGUGGAAGAUAUUUUGAAACUGGGUAAAGAAGAUACAGAGGAAGAAACAAGAUCAUGAUAUUAUGUUAUUUUUAUUAUUUUCAAGGUAUUAGACAAGCUAGUUACUUCAUUUAAUUUGUGAGAUGUAUUUGACACACUG
Messenger RNA from Arachis ipaensis, 2842 nucleotides. RefSeq lists its product as uncharacterized. Gene Ontology annotation, molecular function: calcium ion binding; ribosome binding. The record is from RefSeq and is a predicted model, not a curated record. NCBI's taxonomy places the organism in Eukaryota, Viridiplantae, Streptophyta, Magnoliopsida, Fabales, Fabaceae. Gene Ontology annotation, cellular component: mitochondrial inner membrane. Gene Ontology annotation, biological process: intracellular monoatomic cation homeostasis.